AUGAGCGGCUCGCCCUCCGCAUCCGCGCCAUCCCGCACUGCACCUACAUGGGCUACCGCUGCAACCGCCGAGCGUAAACAGAAGAACCCCAGCAUGGUGCGGGCGGCCGCAGAGUCGCCUGCUGCGUCGCCGUCACCAAACGUGACUUCUUCCGCCGCCGCCGCCUCCUCUGUCGCGGGCGGUGGCAUCUCGGGAAUGAGGCCACUGCUGUAUCCUCCACAACCCGCGCGUCGCGUCUCACCAAAGAAGAAGAACGCGACUGCCUCAUCCUCGACUCUCCCAAGCGCCAGUCGCGCUACCAGACACCGUGUGUCAUCGUCGCCCGUCCGCAGCUCAUCGGGUGUGCGACCCUCUCCCACCCCAUCAGACGUCAAGCCCCGCCUGCAACCUCACAUCAGUACCGCGUCCACCGCUACCCCUCCCCCCGCAGCUGCUCGCUCAAGUUCUCCGUGGCGCCGCAACAACGCCACACCUUCGUCGCCCGCAGGUAGUGCCCAACAACAACAAGGCGUCGUGCCAACGUCGUCUACCAGCGCCGACGGGGCGGGUGGCGGGAGCGCGUCCGUCAGCUAUACUGCCAGCACCGAUGGUACCCCAGACCCCGGAGGCAAGAAGCCGAAAAAGGCGCGCCGCGGCUGGAAGGGGUGGGCCAUUGAGAUUGUUGACGCCGAGGGCAACAAGUACCUGCGUUCGCCCAGCCCGGAGCCUGAACGUCCGAUGGAUGCCCCUCGCCGCCCGCGUGGCCGACCCAGGACCCGUCCUCGCACUGGACAACCAUACCCGUGGAACCCAGAGGACAUGCGCGCCUCGCAAGUGCCCACUGACGGUGGCUCAAUCGGCGGCGACGGUGAGGACUACACACCUGAUGGCGAUGUCCCUCAGGGUGAUGCGCGUGCAAACGACGACCCGACAGAUGCCGACUUUCUACCGCCAGAGUCCGUGGAUCAGGACGCCGCCGAUGCUCGUGAGUGGCUGCAAUCUGGCAUGAUAGCCUGCGUCUGUGCUGACCACCUGCCUAAACCUGUUGUCGUUUCGAACUCGCAACCACUUCUCUCUCACACGAUUUCCUCCUCCACUUUUGCCACCCUAAUGCCAACGUCGUCAAACCAUCCGCCUCCCACAACAGUAAUUGUCGAGGACAACGUCAUUGAAUCGUCCACCCCCAGUGCCGAGCCGAUACCCAGGCCGCCAACAGUCAUGUCACGGUGGCGCGUCGGCGUUGCCGCUCCUCUCAAGCGUGCCCGGCCUUCGUCGCCGGUGAACGACUCUCCCGCCACCCAACCCUCUUCUUCGUCAGCGGUCCGCGCUCCGGCUAAGAAACCUCGCAACUCGACUCCGGCCAAUGUGACGGUCUCGGAGCCGGCUCGUGUCGCCUCCAAACUCGUCAAGGGCAAGGGCCCUCGUCGCUCCGAGCCCGUACCGGCUACCGGCCACCAGGUCGAUCCAGCAUCGGCACCGUCGCACCUGUCGUCUUCUCGAGGUGCUACUUUGGGUAACGAGGACAGCAGCCCGGUGGUCGAGGCCGGCCUUCUUCCGAAGCCGAAGCGCAGCACCAUGUCGCGCGAUGCAACACCUCAGGCCACUCGACCAACGUCGUCCCGUGUUGCUGCCGCUGCGGCAGCAGCUGCAAUAGCUGCAGCUCGCUCACCGUCGCCACCGCCACCACCACCACUACCCGCGUCGACUUCUCGUGCUGCCCCUGCACCCUCCCCAGCACAGGCAGCAAAGGCCAAUGGCACCAAUGCCAAUGUCUCCAAGGGUCAGCGUACUCUUGACCAAUACUUGGUUGAGGAGGAACAGCAGCAGUCCAAGACCCCGCGUCUCGGCAUGGGCGCAACAUAUCCUUCCCCUCCCGAGAGCGACGAACGCCACGAACGCAGCGUCAACGAGCCCAGCGAGCCUGAAGAUGCCACUUCCAGCGUGCGCCAAGUCCCUACCAACCUCCCGGACGUCCAGGACGAGGCGCGCUUCAUCAUUGACCAGUCUCGCGGGCUCACUGCACACGACCGGAACGCGCACGAGGACCGAGAGAGGCUGGACCAGCAGCGCAGCCGUGAGAUCGCCGAGCGCGAACGCGAGAGGGAAGAACGCGAGCAAGAGCGCGAGGAAUGGGAGCGGGCCGAGAGAGCAGAGCGUGAGCGUGAGCGUCAGCUUGAGCGUGAGCGUGCGGAGAGGAAGGAGCGUGAGCGGGCCGAGAGGCAAGGCCGUGAGCGUGAGCGUGAGCGUGGUGGUGGUGUGGAUGUGCGUGACAAGAAGGAUGAUCGUCGCGAAAGCAGCAGUCGACGUGAUGACCGGCGUGACGGGAGGGACGAGCACAUCCACGAUGGCCACGACCGCGACGGGGGAAUCCGUGAAAGCGCGCCUCGCGACAGCCGCUCCUCGAACGGUCGCCACCACAUGCUUGCGCCGUAUCCCCCGCAUCCUCACCACUCGCAAUCCUACUACCACCCACCCCCCUACGGCUACCACCCGUCCGGUCCAUAUGGGUAUCAGCCCUACGGCCAGCCUGCGCCGCCGCCUCACGGCUACCCAGUUCACCCCUUCUCACAGCACGGCCCGUACCCACCUCAGAUGACGCCUCCCAUGACCGCCAACCACAUGGAGGGAGCGCCGCGCACUCACUCGCAUCGCGGCGGAGAGGCUGGUGGUGGUGGUGGGGAGUGGGCAGGGUACAAUUCUCGUCUCCCCGAGAUGAUGCCCCACCACGCACCUCCUCCUCCUCCAGGUCACUCCGCCCGAGCUCCUCCUCCCUUGCUGUCGCCUCACGGCGCACCACUGCCUCUGCGCAUGUCACCCCACCAGACCCUCCACCAGCCGCUGCCGCCAGCUCCUUCGCAGCCGCCGCCUCAUGGACGUCCCCAGUCACGUCACGAGCGUCACGACGUCCAAGCACCGCCUCCUUCCGACCGCGAUGCGCGUGAUCCGCGCAGCACACUCCCACAUGACUCCCCGCGUGACCACGAGUUGCGUCCAGACCACCGCCAGCAGCAAGAACUGCGUCAAGAGCCACGUGAAGUCGCGUCGCGCCCCGGACAACGUGAGCAACUUUACGCGGAGAACGAACUCGGUCGUACGCUCGGGUACACCGACGUUAGGCCCGUGCCCUUCCCCACUGGCCCCCCUUACAAGCCUCCAGAGCCGCGUCCACCGCGUAUCGAUGUCGACUAUCCUGCUGUGGUGCUUGCCACUCCCGGUAACGUGCACCCCCCUCCUACCAACCGCUCCGAGGCGCCGUACGCGCGCUCCUAUGCUCAAGGUCUUGAGGGCCUUGACCAGAACCUGGAGGAGAACGCGCGGGGCUUUGUGGAAAACGUCAAGAAUAACCUGCGCACACUUGUGCAGACCUACUUUGUCGAGCCGAGUGCAUCUCGCGACGCGUUCCUGGAGCGCAUUGGCCGUGACCUCACUGCCCUGGGCUGGCAGCUCACCGACAGCAGCGACGGCGCACUGUACUCUCGCGGAUCUGCUUCUUGGAACCAGGAACAAAACCAGGAGCGCCAAAAGACUCAACGACAGGAGCAGCCUAUCGUUGUCGACGACGACGAUUCCGAGGAGGAGUUGGCCCGUUAG
This is a messenger RNA of Apiotrichum porosum, 3570 nucleotides long. RefSeq lists its product as uncharacterized. Lineage: Eukaryota; Fungi; Basidiomycota; Tremellomycetes; Trichosporonales; Trichosporonaceae. The record is from RefSeq and is a predicted model, not a curated record. The coding region runs from base 1 to 3570 and encodes 1189 amino acids. The transcript has 3 exons. Gene Ontology annotation, biological process: regulation of DNA-templated transcription.